GUCUUAGCAAACACGUUAGCUUAAUAGUACAUUUGUGCCAUUGGUUUUCAUGGUUGGGCUCGAGUUAAACUACACAGUAAUGAAAUACUCUUGAGUCUUUUCUGGACUCUGUGAAUUUCAUCUAAAAAUGACGGACACUCGAUUUCAACCACAACAGCGCAAUUAUUAGCUAACAGUGCAGAUUUUCUCCGUGUCCUGAUGCGCGUUUGCUCAUAUGCUACCAGAGCUGGCUGAGAUGGACCACCAUGGAAACCAAACACCCCAUAACACAACACGGUUGAUAGGCUUAACGAUUCUCUAUGCCUCCAAUAGCAUGGCUCAUGCACAGCGCGAAUGGCGGCAAAUAAUUGCCUUGUAAACAAGAAAAUAGAUGCAUCAAAAUUGAGGUUGUCUUCAACUCCUUAAUUCCUCUACUCCAUCACAAAUGGGGACAUGAGACCCACCGCUGGAUUUCUUUAACUGACAGAGACCGCAAAGUAAAACACACCCUGUUGCCAUGCGUAUCAGUCUCUGCCAGGGCCUGUUGACCGGUGCCAUUGUCCUCAACCUCCUCAUUCUUUACUAUGUGUCCCGGGCUCAGCAGCAGAUGAUGGACAAGAGGAAGGAGCUCGGCAGGGGCACGAGGAGGGCGGCCCUCCCGGGCUCCGGCCUGAGCGGGGGCAUCGGGGCGCCCGUGGGCGCCGGCAGGGAGCCCGGAGGGGUCGGGGGUGAGGCGCGCGGUCGCGGCCCGCGUGUAACUGUUCUUCUCAGGGAGUUUGAGUACUUCGAGAACUACGUCGGCGACGUGGCCGGCUCCUUCCUCCGCCAGAGACCCGAGCUCCCCUUCCUGGCUGUGGCGGACACCGCUCCGUACCCUCCCCUGGUGCUUCCGGAGGGGGCCCGCCUCCUGGUCCUCACCCCCAGCCCCGACCAGCCGCCACAGGCUCACAGGCCCGAGUUCCACGUGCAGACGGAGUUUGUGCUGCUGGUGCCCGACGGGGUGGAGUUGGAACAACCUCGGGCGAUCGAGAGGUUGAUCAGGGAGUUGGAAGGCGAGGGCGGGGGGCCCGUCCGGCUGGUAGCCGCACCUGUGCUGGCCCGGUCGGCCGUGCAGUGUCUCCACCUGCGGGUGAACCUCAGAGAGUGGACGGCCACCUACUCGACGGCGGCGUCCGGGAGCAGCGGGAGCGUGUGCUCGGCCUUGCAGGGAGACGCGGUGGUCCUCCUCCGCAGCGAGGAUCUUUUUAACCUCUCCGUCCCCGUGGGGCGGCCCCUCUUUCCCUCGCUCUUCGUGCAGACCGCCUUGAGGGGGUGGAAGGUCAAGCUUCUGGAGAGCCCCUGUUUCGCCGCGAACCACCGGCCCCUCUUCGGCUCGGCCCACAACCAGUGGAAGGCUGACACGCGACUGAAGGAGGCCACCGGGAGGCUCAUGAGGAGCUUCGGACUGAAGCGCCUCCUGCUCGCCGACGGUAAGGAACAGUGGUACGGCUGCAGCAAGGAGACGCCCCGCUGCUUCGGCACGGUGCAGGGGGACACUCCGGACUACCUUUAUCUGGACCGCUGGACACCUCCCUGCUGUCUGCGUGCUCUCAGGGAAACCGCCAAAUAUGUUAUCAAAGUCCUGGAGACCUCUGGUGUGCGCUACUGGCUGGAGGGGGGCACUCUGCUGGGCGCCGUCCGCCAUCAAGACAUCAUCCCGUGGGACUACGACGUGGACCUGGGCAUCUACCUGGAGGACGUGCCCAACUGCGACCACUUGAAGAACCUGGACUCCGGCUCUCUGGUGGAUGCCAACGGCUACGUGUGGGAGCGUGCAGUGGAAGGAGACUUCUACAGAGUGCAGUACAGCGAGGCCAACCACCUGCACGUCGACCUGUGGCCCUUCUAUCCCCGUAAUGGCGUCAUGACCAAAGACACGUGGACAGAGCACAAACAAGACGUGGAGUUCCCGGAGCACUUCCUGCAGCCGCUGGUGCCCAUGUCCUUCGCCGGGGUCACUGCCUACAGCCCCAACAACUACCGAGGCUUUUUGGAGCUCAAGUUUGGAGAGGGGGUUAUUGAGAACCCCCAGUAUCCCAACCCCUCCAAAAAAAGGCUCGACAGAAGCAAAUUAUGAGCGAUAGGGACUCGACGGACGGUUUAAUUGGAUGAGGACACAAAAUAAUUGAAUUCCUUUUUUUUUAACUGCCUAAAAGAGAUUGGAAAGCUAAAUGCAUUUCAAUUUUACCACAGCAAAAACUUUAUUUUCAUGCCAUGUCAGAUUAGUUUUUGGGUGCAGAGUCUAAUGCUUUAUCUUCUUUGUAUUGUUUGCAAAGGGCAUGAAAGCCUGAAAUAUUUAAAUUCAUACGGAAAAUAUUUACUCAGGCAAAUAUAAAGGAAGCAAGACCUGCUUUUACUACAUGGUGUACUAGAUCUGUAUGUGUUGUACGGUAUAGAUAUGCCUUCUGUACAGAUGGUAAAUCAUUUUAAAUUAAUAUUUUAAUUUGAUGUAAGCUGCUAUGUGCAUUUUUAAGUAUUUAUGGUUUUGAACAGAAAUAUUAGUCUUUUUUUACUUUGAUGCAUUGAUUUGUACCGUUUCUUUGAGGUUAUGCAGUUAAUGAAUAUCUGUGUAUUUUCAUGCCUUUUGGUACCUGACAGCUGUGAAAUGAAUAAACACACAGAAAAAUUGCUCCCAAGCCAUGGAAAAAAACUUUAAAUAUGAACUUGGCUUAAUUAUCUUAGAUUCAGAUUUAUCAAAGAAACAUCUUCCAAAAGACAAGUAUCACAUACACCAAUCCAUGAACUAGUAAAAUAAAGCAGUUCUGACUGAGGCUACAUUAAUGUUUGAAGUUUAUUAGCAGCACACAGUGAAUGCACUAGAGAUGUAGUAUGUCUAUUUGUCCACUAGGUGGCACCACUAACAUAAUUCAACACAACAUAAGCUAUAAGUGGUUUGAUCCAUCUGUCUGAGGAUUUAAUAGGGAGACAAACCAGAAUGCUGCUCCUUUGUACAUCACACUGCUUCUGUAUUGGAAACUAGCAGUUGAAAUCCCUCAUAAUAGGUUGGCAUGCAGUUCAAAUUAGCCACUGCACAUCUUUAUGCUGCACAAAUAUUUCCUCAGGUGUGCUUUUUAAUAGGAUAAGGAUCUGUACUGCCGACUGUUGAUUCUGAAGGCCAAAAUAAAAGGAUAAUACAGCAUCCUAAGUAAGUUGCCAUCCCGCUUGCACCCAGUGACUGAAAUCAGUAAAACAACGAAACCCAGUGGCCAACAAACAGUGAUCAGAUGAAGCCAAAUAAUAAAAAAAAUGCCUUUAUUGCUUAAACCCCCAAGGAGAGCAAAUUCAGACUAACCAGGAAAGGAUUUUAAAAGAAGCAGCCCAACUGCAAUAUCAACAGCCAACAUGUGAAAAUACAUGCUUUUGGGACAAACGUUAAUCAUCUUCA
Molecule: messenger RNA, 3403 nt
Organism: Pungitius pungitius (ninespine stickleback)
Lineage: Eukaryota; Metazoa; Chordata; Actinopteri; Perciformes; Gasterosteidae
Gene: fkrp
Product: fukutin related protein
Exons: 2
Coding region: 497-2095 (532 amino acids)
Biological process (GO): protein O-linked glycosylation via mannose
Cellular component (GO): Golgi apparatus
Source: RefSeq, a predicted model, not a curated record